AUUUUGUCUGAGUGAAAAUUUCCUUCCGGAUUUAGUUAGGGUUUCAAUCUGAUGAAUCUUGGAAUGAAUAUCGCAGGAACAAUGGUGAGAGGGAAGAUCGAGAUCAAGAAGAUUGAGAACGUGACGAGCAGACAAGUCACGUUCUCGAAGCGAAGAAGCGGUCUAUUUAAGAAGGCUCAUGAGCUUUCGGUUCUAUGCGAUGCUCAAGUAGCCGCCAUUGUCUUUUCUCAGAGCGGAAGAUUACACGAAUACUCUAGCUCCCAGAUGGAGAAGAUUAUAGAUAGAUAUGGCAAGUUUAGUAAUGCCUUCUAUGUGGCAGAGAGGCCUCAAGUAGAACGAUACUUGCAGGAGCUGAAGAUGGAAAUUGAUAGAAUGGUGAAAAAGAUUGAUCUCCUUGAAGUUCAUCACCGUAAGCUGUUGGGGCAAGGUUUGGAUUCGUGUUCAGUGACAGAACUUCAAGAGAUUGACACUCAAAUUGAGAAAAGCCUUCGUAUUGUCAGGUCAAGAAAGGCUGAGUUAUAUGCAGAUCAACUGAAAAAGCUAAAAGAAAAGGAGAGGGAGCUCUUGAACGAGAGAAAAAGGCUGCUUGAAGAGCAAAAUAGAGAAAGGUUGAUGCGACCGGUGGUGCCAGCAACUUUACAAAUAUGUGAUAAGGGUAAUACUGAAGGUGGUCACAGAACCAAACAUUCAUCAGAGGUUGAAACCGACCUAUUUAUCGGAUUGCCCGUGACUCGGCUAUAACAUAUUACUUUGGUUCCAUGUUUGUACACUAUAAUGCUUCCAUACAGUUUAUAGUUUUCUGAGUGCUCAUGCAUGACCAUCUCUUCAUAUAUAUAUGUGUAUAAACUGAAAAUAAUUUGACAUGUAUUAUUUGUCACUUUAGUUUUUCUUUUGAAUGAAUGUGACAUUUUGUU
Molecule: messenger RNA, 914 nt
Organism: Arabidopsis thaliana (thale cress)
Lineage: Eukaryota; Viridiplantae; Streptophyta; Magnoliopsida; Brassicales; Brassicaceae
Gene: AGL71
Product: AGAMOUS-like 71
Exons: 7
Coding region: 52-741 (229 amino acids)
Biological process (GO): regulation of DNA-templated transcription; positive regulation of transcription by RNA polymerase II
Cellular component (GO): nucleus
Molecular function (GO): DNA binding; RNA polymerase II transcription regulatory region sequence-specific DNA binding; DNA-binding transcription factor activity
Source: RefSeq, marked reviewed